GGCGGCGAAAGCUCUGCGUAGAGUCCCAGCAGAACCAUAAAUCCCGCUUUUACACACCUCUGCUCAGACUUUGUGGACGGUCCCUAACUGGCCCCAUGAGAUCUGAGACGUUCACGGAGCCGCUCUGACUGACUGUUGUUGAACUCUCUACUGGGGAGGGAAAGGUUGGUGAAGAUGCACUGAAACCGACAAAACUGCCAAGAACCCAGACUUCAGUUAUCUGCAGCGGUACACAGUUGUACUGUUUGACAAGUAUGAGGAGCAUCAGACCGACAAAACGGUCUAAACAGUUCUUUAGAGAUGGCUGACAUUGAAGCAAAGAAGGAUCGCCCACUUUAAAGCCAAAGAGAGUAUAUUUCUGUUCUGUUUCCAUUCAUUGGUGUUCAUCAUACCAUGAGCACACUCCAGCAGCUGGGAACAAUGUCUUUUUUGAUCAAAAAGAAGAAGUUCAAGUUUCAAGUGCACUUUACAUUGGAGGAGCUUACAGCAGUGCCUUUUGUUAAUGGAGUGCUUUUCUGCAAGAUCCGGCUGAUUGACGGUGGGGACUUUGCCGUUUCGUCAUCCAGGGAGGAGGUGCAGCAGAACUGUGUUCGAUGGAGGAAGAAGUUCUCUUUCGUGUGUAAAAUGAUUGCUAAUCCAAUCACUGGAGUGUUGGACCCCUGCAUCUGCCGGGUCUCUGUACGUAAGGAGCUCAAAGGAGGAAAAGCCUUCUCAAAGCUAGGUUUUGCUGAUCUCAACAUUGCAGAGUUUGCUGGUUCGGGCUCCGCAGUUCGCUGCUGCAUCCUGGAGGGUUAUGACACCAAAAACACUCGACAGGACAACUCUAUUCUCAAGGUUACAAUUGGGAUGACGCUUCUGUCUGGGGAUCCCUGCUUUAAAACGCCUCCCAGCACGGCCAAAUCUCUCUCCAUUGGGGACGAGGACCCCACCCUGCAGCUGGACUGUAAGGGUGAGAGCACUGAUUCCACAGUGCAGCCACUAGGAGGCAUCAUGGAGGGUCCUCGCGCCUUCAAACCCAGACAGUCGUCAGUACGUAGCUCAGGGCUUCCUGAGGAGGGAGAGAGUGUGUCCAGCCCAGAUGAGGUCUUUCACACUGGACACUUCCGCAGCUCCAGCUAUGCCAGCCAGCACAGCAAGAUUUCAGGCUACAGCACAGCUCACUCUCGCUGCUCCAGCCUGACUGACCUCAGUCACCAUAGGAACGCCUCCUCCAGCAGCAAUGUCUCCUGUGGGCUUGCCCAACCCUGCCAGCUAACUGCCUCCAGCCCCACAGAGCCACACCGACAAGCAUCUCCAACCAAACCAGAGAGACCUCCUCUACCCUCUGCAGCAGCCCUCAUGUCCAACAGAUCCUCCAGGAGAAAGAAGGACACUGUGGAGAGGCAGCCCAGCUGUGUGGACGACACUCGCAUUGAUGCAGAUGACAUUGUUGAGAAGAUUGUACAGAGUCAGAACUUUUCUGACAGCAGCAACAAGGAAGACAGCAACUUGAGACUGUUUGUGAGCAAAGAUGGGACCACUGCCCUCAGCGGGACACAGCUCGCCAACAGAGGGACACCUGGUAUUUUUGAGCCGGUGGUCAUUGAGACUCACUGAAAGAUACUGUACUUUAACAUGUCUCCAGCCUCAUCAACUGGUUAAUGGUUCUGUGACAUCAGAUUGUCUGUGACUGUAUGUGCAAGUAUGUGCAUACUUUAUCUUCAGUGCACACAGCUUGAAAUAAGACUACUAUGAUAUGUAUAUAUAUAUAUAUAUAUAUAUAUAUAUAUAUGUGGAACCUUUUUUAGUAUAUAUUUAAUUGGGUGGUGGGAGGUGUGUUUCACAUGAUUACUGCAUUUUCUCAAAUAGUGGACGGGCCUUUUUUUCUAUUUUACUUUAAAUGAAAAAACAAUCAGGCCUUUAUUUCUAUAUUAUGUUAUGUAUGUUAGGUACAUUUGAAAAAUAUUCCCAUCUGCUCCCGGUUGCUGUGUUAAUACAGGUUUAACAUAUCUACAUAUCUGUUUUACAUUAAAACAAUGCCAUCAGUCCAGGGGGAAUAGUUCCUCCUCUUUUAUUGUGGAACAUCUGCAUGAAGUGUUGAGUUUUAUUACAGCAGCUUAACAGUGGCAAAUUACAGCAAAGUAGAAUCAACCCAAAUUAAUUCAACAGUCAGUGAGAAGUUCAGAGCCUGGCAGUCUGGCGCAACACAUUUUUUAUCCUCAUGCACAGGAAUUAAUAAUCUCUAAAAUUACCUAAUUUAUGUGCACAGAUAAGCAAUUUGUACUCAAGUUAGAAUUAAUAUCAAGUUACUUUAACAGCUGGAAUAUGAGAUGCCUAAAAAUACUGAAUGCAUUUCUUCAUAUUCUUCAUAUUGGGAGGACAUUACAUUCAUUUCAGUUGUCCUUGUCCCGUCACCACUCUUUUUUUUUAUAUGGUUCUGGUGCUACAUCUAAUCAAUACUGGCAUUGCAAUUUUCAGCAAUUAUCCUCCAUUGCCUUAGAACAGCGCCAGGUAACUGACUUAUCAGUGUCCUAAAUUUCAAUAAAUCAUUGACCCUAUUCACUGUACAGGGUUUUACUACCUGCAUUACUCAAUAAAGGACCAGUCUGAAACACACCCAGUGAAACUUUGACCGUGCUAGAUGCACAAAAUACUUGAACAAUACCCUAAAAACCACUGCAUUGUGGUUAUCGUAGUGCAACACUGAAAUAUUUGUCCGUUCAGAAGGGCCUCGUCAGCUUGUAAAACUAAACAUUUCUGAAUAAAAAACAAACAAACAGGAAGUAGCACCUGAGCAGCUAUGAGGACAGACUAUGAAACCCAGUGUUUCACUUCAACACAUGACGGACAACUGGAAAAAUUGUAGAAACAGUGUAUCAGGUUGAUAGCCAUAUAACUUGGAUUUCUCUGUCAUGAGUUAUAAAUACAUGUAACAGCCUGGUCAGUGUUUCUUUAGUCUGGAUCAACGACCAGGGGGGGUGUUCCGGCGAUGUGUGUUGCCGUUGCCGUCUAACUCUGUUCUCUUUGAGGAAAAAACAACAAGCUUCGAGCUAGCAAACUAAACGCUGAAAAUGGCAAGGAUGGAAGAAAAUUGAGCAAAUGACAUUUAACCAUGUAUCAGCUAAUUUAAAUAGCUUACAUUACUGUAUUAUGUUAACAGUUAAAUUCAUUUAACAUUGUAUGUGACGUUUUCUUUUGCGGGGUGCAAAUGUUCCACCAAGACAAGCACAAGAGCUAGGAAAGGUUCUUGCUGAGGGCAGACGUCCUCUGGACAGACUGAGUCAAAAUCAGACUGGAACUAAAAUAUAAGCUUUAAUCCUCUUAUUAUAUUUGAUGACUGUCUAUUAAUAUACUAUUUUGCACAUGUGUACUCUCUGAGGAAGAUUGUUAGGUACCACUAAAAGGAAAUGGAUAUUGCACGGUUGUCGAAAAUGACAUAUGACAUGUUCAGUUUUAAAAUGUCUUUCGUUGUUUCAUUUCAAUGCUUUUGUUAUAGGACAAAAUGUAAUUUGGUGAAUCUGUCGAAGGCUGUUCUAAUGAGACAGCACAAAGCCUGUAUAUAUAUAUAUACAGUAUAUAUGGCUGGCCAUAUGUAACCGUCCAUUCUCUGCACUUCCUAAAUACUUUGAAUUUCAAUGCUCUUAUAAAAUAAUCAAGAAUGUAA
Messenger RNA from Perca fluviatilis (European perch), 3643 nucleotides. It is a transcript of the gene eeig1b, whose product is annotated as family with sequence similarity 102 member Ab. The record is from RefSeq and is a predicted model, not a curated record. The coding region runs from base 394 to 1596 and encodes 400 amino acids. Lineage: Eukaryota; Metazoa; Chordata; Actinopteri; Perciformes; Percidae. The transcript is spliced from 12 exons.